Messenger RNA from Gopherus evgoodei (Goodes thornscrub tortoise), 3568 nucleotides. RefSeq names its product DENN domain containing 6B (gene DENND6B). Gene Ontology annotation, cellular component: recycling endosome. The coding region runs from base 1 to 1758 and encodes 585 amino acids. The record is from RefSeq and is a predicted model, not a curated record. The transcript is spliced from 20 exons. Gene Ontology annotation, molecular function: guanyl-nucleotide exchange factor activity. NCBI's taxonomy places the organism in Eukaryota, Metazoa, Chordata, Testudines, Testudinidae.
AUGGACGCGCUGUGCAGCGCCGACCCCCGGCCUCGCGGCCGCCGCGGGGAGCCGCCCGCCUGCUCCUGCCCGGAGCCGGGCCCAGCGGCCUCGCUGCUGCCCUGGGCCCGCUUCUCCGCCUGGCUCGAGUGUGUCUGCGUGGUCACCUUCGACCUGGAGCUGGGGCAGGCCAUGGAGUUGGUGUAUCCUUAUGACUUCAGACUGACAGAAAAAGAGAAAACCAACAUCUGCUACUUGUCCUUCCCAGACUCCUACUCAGGUGGCCUAGGAGAUAGUCAAUUUAGCUUCCGUCUCCGUCAGUCUGGGGGGCAGAGAAACACUCAUUUUGGGGAUGAUGGCGAAUAUAACAGAGAAGCCCCCCUAACACUACAGCGAGAGUCAGCUCAUUACUUUGGCUAUGUGUACUUCAGGCAAGUCAAGGACAGCUCAAUGAAGAGAGGUUAUUUCCAGAAGUCUCUAGUGCUGGUGUCACGCUUGCCUUAUGUGAACCUGUUCCAAUCUCUGCUGCAGCUGAUUGCUCCUGAGUACUUUGACAAGCUGGAGCCAUGCCUGGAGGCAGUGUGCAAUGAGAUUGAUCAGUGGCCACCUCCGGUGCCAGGACAGACGCUAAACCUUCCUGUGAUGGGAAUUGUCAUUCAGGUGAGAAUCCCAUCUAGGGUGGAUAAACCCGGAUCAAGUCCUCUGAAGCAGUUCAAUCAGGAGAACUUGUUACCAGCCCCAUUAGUUCUCCCCAGUGUUCAGGAACUGGAUCUCUUCAGAUGUUUCCAGUCAGUGCUAAUUCAUAUCCAGAUGCUGUGGGAGCUGAUGCUACUGGGGGAGCCAAUAGUUGUAAUGGCGCCAUCCCCUACAAUUUCCUCAGAAAUGGUUCUGGCACUUACCAGCUGUCUCACCCCUCUUAAGUACUGCUGUGACUAUCGUCCAUAUUUCACUAUCCAUGACAGCGAGUUUAAGGAGUACACCACCAGGACACAAGCCCCGCCGAACAUUGUCGUGGGAGUCACAAAUCCUUUCUUCAUCAAAACGCUCCAGCACUGGCCUCACCUUCUUCGGAUCGGGGAGCUCAAAAUGUCAGGUGACUUACCCAAACAAGUCAAGGUGAAGAAACUAACCAAACUGAAAACUCUGGACACUAAGCCGGGAAUCUACACCUCUUACAAGACGUUUUUGCACAAAGACAAAACCCUGAUAAAGAGAUUGUUAAAGGGGAUUCAGAGGAAGCGCCCGUCUGAAGUCCAAAGUGCCCUUUUGAGGCGCCACCUGCUGGAGCUCACACAGAGUUUCAUUAUUCCCCUGGAGCAUUACAUUGCGAGUCUGAUGCCUCUACAGAGGGCCAUUACUCCAUGGAAGAAUCCUCCCCAGAUCCGUCCUUUCCGACAGGAGGAUUUCAUGAAGACCCUUGAACAUGCUGGUCCCCAACUCACCUGUGUACUUAAGGGUGACUGGUUAGGCCUGUAUAGACGUUUCUUCAAGUCUCCCAACUUUGAUGGCUGGUACCGUCAGAGACACAAGGAAAUGACCCAGAAGCUGGAGGCCCUUCACCUGGAGGCGAUCUGCGAGGCGAACAUUGUGGCCUGGAUGAAAGACAAGUCUGAGGUGGAGAUUGUAGACCUGGUUCUGAAACUUCGUGAGAAGCUGAUCAGAGCCAGGUGUCAUCCCCUCCCUGUGAAGGAGGAAACGCUGCAGCGAGUGGGCCUUUACAUCGAAACCAUCAUUGGUUCCCUGCCUGAGGAUCUCCAGACUGUGCUGCACCACCAUUGAGCCACCCAGCGCCAGGACUCCCCCAUGCACAGCAUCUCCUUCAGAGCUGCAGGGGGCUGCAGUCAGGUUUGAGGAAGACGCUUCUGCCCUGAUCCAGCACCACGCUGACCUGGAUUCUGCCUGCCAGUGCGUGUGGGUUUGAGUCCUGAGCGCGGGGUGGAACUGACGACGGGAAGGUGAAUGUUUCUGUGCACAAUUGUUUGCUGUCCAGUCCUGCUCUCCCGGAGGAGCUGGAGGAGGAGAGCUGUGUAUGACCGUCAGUGAGGCAGAGGGAGGCAGCCAGGGUUCCAGUCCCAUGUGGCUGUGUAGACCUAACACAGACAUCCGCACCCUUGCCCUCACAGUAGGCCCAUUGAUACAUACAUGUCCAUCAUGCCCACUUGUCAUGGUCCCAGCGGUAGAGACAGGAACACUCUCUGUGUUUGGGGUUUAUGUGCAGAGCCUGCAGGAGAAACCUGAUGCUCUCACUAAUCUUGUGAUUCCAGGUACCUUCACACAAGGGAAUGUGGAAAAUCCACCACUGUCCCCAGAACAGGGGGACCCAUUGCUGGAGAGAGCAGUCGCUGGCCUAGUGAAUUGUUAGUGGAGCUGAAGGCAGGAUAAAGGGGAGCAGGAGAAGUGACUGCUGGAAGAAAUGGAGCUCUCCAGAGCAGUGUGUGUUAGACAGGCUGGAGCUCUGAGCACACCCUGCUGGGGUGCUGGAGCUCUGCUAGUGUGUGAGAACAGGUACCAGUCUCCUGUGCAGUGAGUGUCUGACCAGAGAAUGUCUAAUGAGCGUUUCUCUCCUGCAGAUUCUCAGCCCCCUUGCCCAUCAGGGAGGACUCAGCACCACGGUUUACACGCUGCAUUACCCUCACCAAUGGGCACUUGAUAGCACUGGCUCCCUUGUGGGUACAGAGCUUGGUGCAGUGAGAUGCUCCCCUGUCCUUACCCACAGCAUCAGAGGACUCUGGUACUGCUGGCUCUGUUAUUUCUGGGGGGCGGGAGAAAAAGGGGAAGGACUGCACACACACACAAGGGGUGAACGAAUGAUGGGCUGGCUUUUCUACUAGUGCUAAAAGGACUGACCGCCGCCUUCCCCCUUUUUCAGAGCAGUGUUUCUCCAGGUUCUCUGAGCACUGGUUUAACUCACCCCCAGGGCUGCCCUCUGAGAGCCAGUACCAGGCCCUCGUGCUUCACCCUCUGCCACUCUGAGCAGGGCCCAGAGCGUUCUUGCUAUGGAGUGUGUGUGUCCCGUGCUCAGUGGGCCUUGGGGCAAACCUGGCAUCCAGGGCCCGCACAUUGCAAAGUAGAGAUGGUCAGGGUGUCAGGCGGGACCCUGCACUAAGGCGUCCUGUGAGCUGUGUGUACAGGGAGCGGGGACGAGGGGUGCAGUGGUGGGGAGGAGGAGAUGUUCUCUAGCAAGUCCUGCCCUCCAUCGGACUGUUUCUCAUUUAUGCAGAGGGGUCAGUAAAGCACAAAUGCCGGAACCCUCCCACUUCUCUCUGCCACCACCUCUGCGGGAUGGUUCCUUCAUCCCCCGCCACACGCAAUCUAGAAGAAAGCAGGGCAGCCGUCAUGGUAGUGAGCGUUUCACUGCAGCCCUGAGCCCUUCUUCAUGGCUGCCCUGCCCUCCCUGCAGGCUCCCCGUCUGGAGAAGCAGGUGCCAGGGCCCUCCAUGCAGUAAGUUACUCUGUAAACUGCUCCGUAGUGACAAAGCCCAGUCUGUAUAGUGUAUAGUCUGUAUAGAGAUGUGCGCGCUAACUGUGCAGUGCCCACAGGAGGGACUUAAAUCGCUACCGUAUAGUAGUAAAUGUUACCUUAAAAAAUG